CACCCCUCCCUCCGCAUGGCGCCGGCGAUGGGGCUGAAGCAGGGGGCGGCGGCGGGAGCGGGGGCGGCGGCGGCAGCAGCGCAGACCGUCACGCUGUCCGCGCCGGCCGUGCGGGACGCGGUGCGCGCCGCCGUGCGGGAGGCCGAGGCCACCGCGGCGAAGGCCACCGCCCCGGCCGCCGCCAGGGUCCCAGCGACGGCGGCAGUGCCGGCCGAGAUCGCUAGGGACGGGGUGCUGUGCCUGGAGGAGGUCGACGGCAGGCGGUGGAGCUACGUGGUCGACGCCGCCGGCGCCGCGGUCAAGGCCAAGGGAAGGGCGUCCGUCGGUGGCGCCUUCAAGGCCGUCCCGCUCCAGUCCCCGCUCCCGCCCGUCGAGGAAAUAAUGUCCUUUAUAAGGUCAUAUGUUGUGCCCGAAGGCUUUCCAGAAAGUGUCACACCUUCAUAUGUUCCAUACAUGACAUGGAGAGCAAUGAAGCAUUUCUUUGGUGGAGCAAUGGGUGUGUUUACAACAAGAACCUUGCUCAACUCUGUUGGAGUCUCGCAAAGCAGGGCUGCAUCUGGUGCUGUGGCUAUCAACUGGAUACUCAAGGAUGGGGCUGGGCGUGUUGGAAAGAUGCUUUUUGCCCGCCAAGGGAAGAAAUUUGAUUAUGACCUGAAGCAGCUUCGCUUUUCUGGUGAUCUCUUGAUGGAGUUAGGAGCUGGGAUAGAAUUAGCUACUGCAGCUUUCCCACAACUUUUCCUACCAAUGGCAUGCAUAGCAAAUGUUGUUAAGAAUGUUGCUGCUGUGACUUCCACCUCUACUCGAACACCAAUCUACAAGGCAUAUGCAAAAGGAGAAAAUAUCGGUGAUGUCACUGCUAAAGGAGAAAGUGUUGGAAACAUUGCUGAUCUGUUGGGAACUGGAAUGAGCAUUCUAAUCUCUAAAAGCAAUCCAUCACUGGUAACUUCUUUUGCCGUCUUGUCGUGCGGAUAUCUUCUCAGUUCAUAUUAUGAGGUGAGAUCUGUUGUACUGAAUACCCUGAAUAGGGCAAGGUUCACUGUGGCUGUGGAUUCUUUCAUCAGGACUGGGUAUGUACCCUCACUGAAGGAUGGAAACUCACAAGAGACAAUAUUUAAUCCACCUUGGCGACAUGAGCCAGUCGCAAUAGGAUCAAGAUUUGGGGAGGCGUUUCAAGAACCUGCUUCGUUUAUUGCUAUAAAACCUUUGUUCGAGGAUGAGAGGUAUAUUGUUACAUAUAAUCCGACAAAGGACAAGGUAUAUGCUUUGCUCAAGGACCAAGCAAAGCCAGAUGACAUUCUCAAAGCUGCUUUCCAUGCACAUGUGUUACUGCAUUUUAUCAAUGCUUCACAUGCUAACCUGAAUGCACGGAAGCGCAUGAACGCCAAUCGGUCAUACCAGUAUAACCCACUGAACAUGGACUUUGUACCACACAUCGAAGAGUCAUGCAAGAUCGUUAUGUCAUCUUAUGGAGUCUUCAAGAAGAAAGCAAGAGAACAGGGAUGGAUAAUGUCUGAAUCACUUCUUAACCCGGGAAGAGCAAGAUUGUGUGGAGUAGUACCACAAUGAUCCAAGUCUUUUUCGUUUUUCAUGAUGAAGAGGAUGAGUUCUUUUUCAUACAAUUGGAGUCCAGCCCUAUGUGAGUCAGCAAAACUAACUUAAAUCAACAAUCAGCUCAAGUACAUAAAAUGCACCAAAUCCUUAUGAGCCCAGAAGGAACAGUUCUUGAACCUGGAACAUUAGAAUUACUACAGACACCAUGAUAAACAUGCACUGGGAGGGGGCGCUGACUCAUGAAGGACCAGUGUAGGGGCUCCAAACUAAUUGCGGAAUACCAACUAACAAACUUUUUGUAUAUUCUUUCGGUAUUGUAUAAUGGAGACGGCUAUCCGUCCUAAUGUGACCGGACUAAGUGGUCAUCAGUUGAUUUGUUUUUGACUAUCUGACAACAAUUUCCCUGCUAACCUCCUUGCGGUAUCGUGGUUCUCAUUUCCCUAAUUUGAGGGGCUGUACAUGCCAGUUUUCGUAAAGAAUAGUUGUGUUUGGAUGCACAUUGUGUU
Molecule: messenger RNA, 2057 nt
Organism: Sorghum bicolor (sorghum)
Lineage: Eukaryota; Viridiplantae; Streptophyta; Magnoliopsida; Poales; Poaceae
Product: protein root UVB sensitive 6
Exons: 14
Coding region: 16-1566 (516 amino acids)
Source: RefSeq, a predicted model, not a curated record